GAUGGAGUAUCAACUGCCAAACACAUCACCGGCAGAUGGAUACAAUUUCACUCAUACAAAACUCUACAGUGAAGUAUUUCCCUGCCCAAAGUGCGAUAAAUCUUUCACGGACAGAUGGGACCUCACCAAACAUCUGAGCUGUCACAUGGGAGAAAUCUUUGUGUGUGAGUGCGGGAAGUAUUUUAAAGACAAAAGUCAGCUGACGAGACACCUCCCGAUUCACACGGGUGAGAAACCUUUUACAUGUUUAGAGUGUGGGAAAUGUUUCUCCCGUAAAGACACCCUUGUAAAACACAAGCGAACCCACGGGGACACAAAGAACUCUUCAUGUACAGAGUGUGAGAAAUUGUUCCUAAAGAAUCUGGACUUCACACGAAGCAGAACUGAGGGAUCAUUCGCAUGUUCAGAGUGUGGGAAAUGUUUUAGCCAGGAAAGAGACCUUUGUAAACACCAGGGAGGUCACACGGGGGAGCGUCCUUUUUCAUGUUCAGACUGCGGGAUAUGCUUUAAGCAGAAAGCUCACCUCCUCAAUCAUCUCAUGAGAACUCAUAGAGGGAAAUUUCCAUUUUCAUGCUCAAGUUGUGGGAAAUCGUUCAAAACAAAAUCUGAAUUUGAUCUAUACCUGAGAGAUCACAGAGAGAGGUACAUAGUUCCAGAGAGCCUGAAGUGCAGGUGAUGUACCUCAUUCGGGACUAUCUGCAAAUUGCAAGCACCUUUAUCUUUUUUAAUUUAAGCACCCUGGGUUUUCCACAGAUCCUUAUUUUGUCAGGUGGAGUGAGCACUUGGCCCUUACCUUUCACCUCCUCUUUGUGACUGUGUCUCUGCAGCCUCUCCGCCUCCCCUCUCCUGUGUAACUGUGUCUCUGCAGCCUCGCCUCUCCUGUGUAACUGUGUCUCUGCAGCCUAUCCUCUUCCCCACUCUUGUGUGACUGUGUCUCUGCAGCCUCUCCCCCCUCCCCUCUCCUGUGUGACUGCGUCUCUGCAGCCUCUCCUCUUCCCC
Messenger RNA from Rana temporaria (common frog), 999 nucleotides. Its product is annotated as gastrula zinc finger protein XlCGF71.1-like. The transcript has 2 exons. Bases 2 to 676 code for a protein of 224 amino acids. NCBI's taxonomy places the organism in Eukaryota, Metazoa, Chordata, Amphibia, Anura, Ranidae. The record is from RefSeq and is a predicted model, not a curated record.